ACGCUCUUGUUGAUUCACAUGCAAAUCAGCCUCCUCCUUUCUGCACCAAGAAACCUGACGGAAAGAGAGACGACAAGCAAGAAGUGAACUCGACUCGACUCUACCACAGAGAAGACCUCAGCCACCUUGGAUUGAAAAAAACCUGUUUGAAACGGGGAACGUUGGAAACUGUGAAUCUGACAUAUUGGAGAGAAAAUAACAAGCAGUUUUGUCAGGACAAGAGAAAGGCAGAGCUUAAAGAGAGUGAGAGACUCUCCCGCUGAUUCUCUCAACCACUUAGGUGUCGACUGGAGGAGAAGAGAGGAACAGAGAAGAGGAGGAGUGAAGCUUUUAGUGUUAGUGAGGGAGCGCUCUGUCACUCUACGAGUGUCGCUUGAAGAGGAGGAGGCAGAGGCGAACGCUCCCGGUCUCUAGAGAGAGAGAGAGAGAGAGCAAGCGAGCGAGAGACAUAGAGUGAGAACAAGCUGACAGCAAUACAGGAAGAGCACGGCUGCCAGACGAUGUGCUGCUAACUGAAGCACUCAUGCUCCAGACCAUUUACGAGGCUGACUCCUGUUUCUCCACAGACAGCAUCGGCAAACACCGGCUGCCUCGGACCUCCAACGACUCUGACAUGCACAACGUCAACAAUUCAGUGGAUGUUAAGCCAGAGGUUCCCUUGGCGCUUGAUCCGGGUUCCCCGCUGGACCUUCGUACGGAUAUAAGGAUGCAGGGUUCUGCUUCAGACCCCAGCAUGUGGGAAAGACAGCUUCAACAGGAACUGCUCCUCAUUCAAAAACAACAACAAAUUCAGAAACAGCUCCUAAUCAGUGAGUUCCAGAAACAACAUGAAAACCUGGUCCGCCAGCACCAGGCCCAGAUACAAGAACACCUAAAGCUCCAGCAGGAGCUACAGGUCAUGAAGCAGCAGCAGGAAAAGCUGGAGAAGGAGAGAAAACUGGAGCUACAGAGUCAGGAGAGAGAGCUGGAGAGACAUCGUCGUGAACAACAAGUCCUGUUUCUGCGCAAUAGAGAGAGAAACAGAGAGAGUGCGGUGGCCAGCACCGAAGUCAAGCAGAAACUCCAAGAGUUUCUGUUGAGUAAAUCCACUAAAGAUGGGGUACCAACCGCACCCUCCCUGAAAAUCACACAGAGCUCCAAACUGUGGUACACGGCCUCUCAUCACACCUCUCUCGAGCAAAGUUCACCUCCUUUGGGAGGUGCGUCCUCCUCCUGCAAGGUUUCAAUGCCAUACCCGCAGGAGAGUCGGGAUGACUUCCCUCUGAGGAAGACAGUUUCAGAGCCCAACCUGAAGGUGCGCUCCAGGUUAAAGCAGAAGGUUGCUGAGAGAAGGAGCAGCCCACUCCUGAGGAGAAAAGAGGGGAGCAUUAUGACACCCUUUAAAAAGAGAGCCCUGGAACUUCUGGAGUCCACAGCCAGUAGCAGUGCUCCAGGAUCAGGUCCUAGUUCACCCAAUGGGGCCUGCAGUGCCUUGGGGGCUGAAAAUGGACCAUCUUCUCUACCAGUCACCACACGCACCGAGCGUUGGCCAUCGCAGUCAAGGUUAUUGGGCCCUGAAAGCUCUGUGUCUAUGUUAAACCUCUACACAUCGCCAUCUCUACCCAAUAUCUCCCUGGGUCUUUCGACCACCUCCUCUCCCAUCAGUGCUGCUUUAGGACUUAACGACCAGCAUGUUGAGGGUGGUGGGGUAUCAGCGGUCAUGCAGGGUCUGUCCGCCCAAAUUCUGGGACCAGUGCCCCUGUCUGUUGCUAUGGAGACCAAAGUUAGCACCAGCCACCAGGCUCUUCUGCACCAUCUCCUCCAGAAGGAGCAUCUCCGCCACCAAAAGAUCUUCUCCACAGGUCAAAGUCCAGUGCAUCCUCCUUCUCCACUGGCCUUGAGGGACAGUUCUCCUGGUACGACCCGUCCCAAGCUCCCACGUCACCGGCCUCUGAACCGCACCCAAUCUGCUCCACUGCCCCAGAGCGCACUCGCUCAGCUCGUGAUUCAACAGCAACACCAGAGCUUUCUAGAGAAACAGAAACAGUAUCAGCAACAGGUCCAGAUCAACAAGAUGCUUUCGAAAUCAAUCGAGCAGCUCCGUCAGCCUAACGUCCACCUGCAGGAGUCAGAGGAGGAAGAGGAUCUGCAUGACCAGGAUAUGCAGGAGGAUAGCUCGCCCUCUGGUGGCGUCAUUCGGAAGCACAGCACAGACCACAAGAGAUCCAGCUCACCGAUGGACACUCACCCCGGAGUCAUCCGGGUGAAAGAGGAGCCCAAUACCAGUGAUGACGAAACGCUGGCAGACAAACAGAGCUCUUAUAUUAACCAGGUUAACGGGAGGGUCGUGAUUCGGGCCGUGAUUUGAAACGAGAAACGCAGAUCUGCACACGCAAACACACAGACACACACAACAUGCUUGAAAUGGUGGCAACGCAUGAACACAGGGUCAUUGCUUUGGGAGCUUCAUAACUGGUUUCAUUUGUGAACUUGUGGGGUGAUCUCUGUCCGUUUAAUGUUUUGUAUAUACUCGGAGAAGAUGAGAUUUUAACCGACUCGGUCUUUUAAUGCUAAGAAGAAGUUUUUGAUUGUUAAAGUUUGUUGAUAAUUUAAGAUUUUCUCUUUCUACUUUACACCCACCUAUUGAGAAACAGCAAUUUUGCUUUAUAUAAAUGUUACGAAGCUAUGUUUAUGUAAGAGGUGAAAGCAACAUCGUCGUCUGCCGAAAGACUCCCAGAUGAACAAAGAUCCUCACGAAAACACUGGGAACAGUUGGGACGGGUUCUAGAUUCACAUUCUUUAUUCCUCGGUCUCCUGUGGCGCGGACUGAAGGCUGCCCAGGAUCACGAGCAGUACUCCUUGCUGAAUUUCGAGAGGGAGAGAGAGUCGUAGAGGAAAUGCCUGGUGGAAGCCAGGAAUCAGAAUGAUUCAUGAGCGCAGGAAUGCUGGGAGAGGACAGAGCUCCAUGCUGAAGGCCCAGCAGUGAGCUUUGAUUUACUGUGCAAGCAAAUUACAAAGUGAGUGGGGAGACAGUGGUGGGAGCCCCCUUUUAAAACCAAUCAUUUCCUCUGUAUUCCCACAUGAUGUGUUUACCACGACACGCAGGCUUGAUGUUACUCUGGUAGAAAAAAAAGGUAAUUGUUCUGUUCUUUUUCCUCAUUCGGUCCUUUCCUGAGGUGGUUUUGCUGUUUCUUGGCUGUCUUUCUUCAACUCGUGUGAUAGGUUGAAAAAAUGCCGUAUUGUAUUUUAUCAUCUUUACAUCUUUCCUGUAAUUGAUUGCACUUCUGAUGUAUAAUUGUUCGUUUUUUGUGUAUGUGAUCCUCGAAAGGCGUCAACAACAAAAACAUUGAUUUAUGGAGGAAAAUGUUAAUCGUUGUGAGCCAUCAGUGUCGACAAAUAGCCUGUGAGUCAACCUAUUUUGUUCCUGUCGUCUGUUCAACUGUAUGGGAUGUUAAUGACAACUGUCCAGUCACGAUCAGUUUGUAACCGUAUGCGUUCCCUUCCUGUCUUGUCACCUUUUUUAAAAUAAAGUUCUUUUCCAUCCUGUA
Molecule: messenger RNA, 3527 nt
Organism: Misgurnus anguillicaudatus (oriental weatherfish)
Lineage: Eukaryota; Metazoa; Chordata; Actinopteri; Cypriniformes; Cobitidae
Source: RefSeq, a predicted model, not a curated record